Elgaria multicarinata webbii is the source of this 549-nucleotide messenger RNA. It is a transcript of the gene NDUFB7, whose product is annotated as NADH:ubiquinone oxidoreductase subunit B7. Gene Ontology annotation, cellular component: mitochondrion. Bases 74 to 454 code for a protein of 126 amino acids. NCBI's taxonomy places the organism in Eukaryota, Metazoa, Chordata, Lepidosauria, Squamata, Anguidae. The record is from RefSeq and is a predicted model, not a curated record. The transcript has 3 exons.
AGGAGGAGGAGCAGCAGGAGAAGGGGAUUGGGAAGAGCAACGACGAGCAGCGGCAGGGAGAAGGGCCGGGACGAUGGGGGCUCAUCUGGCCCGCCGGUACCUCUGGGAUGCGGAAGUGGAGCCCGACCCGUUAAACAUGCCCACCUUCGACCCCCUGUAUGGCUUCCCCGAGCGCAAGGAACGCGUGAUGAUAGCAACACAGCAGCAGAUGAAUGAUGCCCAGUUGCCGAUGGAACAGCGGGAUUAUUGUGCCCAUUAUCUCUUGAAAUUGAUGAAAUGCAAACGUGACAAAUUUCCUAAUAUCUUUGGGUGUCAACAUGAACGUCAUGACUGGGAUUACUGUGAGCACCUGGACUAUGUCAUGCGCAUGAAGGAAUUUGAACGAGAGCGGCGCUUGAAGGUUAGGAAGAAGCGUAUUGAAGAAAAAGAAAAAGCAGCAGCAGCAGCAUCCUAACUGACUUUAUGAUGUUUCUCUUGGAUCCUUCCACAAGCGUCUUGUAGAGACCGCUGGGUCUGUUUUGUUGAAAAUAAUAAAGACAUUAUCCUGUG